UUGUAUUUUCGUGGCCAGUAUAUUUCACAUGGCUUUCGUUAAAACAUCGAUAUUGACCUUUUUCUUAUUAGAUUUGUUCGUAUUAAAAGAUGGACAAGCACAGCUAAUAUGCUACAGCUGUAACUCACAUUUGAACGGCAGCUUUUGUCAUAACCCAUUGGAUCGUAGACAAAAUUUGAUUACAAGGUGUCCAACGUGGGAUUACGUUUGUACUACCACGACAUAUGUAACACGAAGAAACUUCGUUACUCAUAGAGCCUGCGAGCAUUCCUUUGAUACAUGCGAUAGAGUAUACAACUCAACUUUAAACAUACACACUUCGACAAUAUCAAAUUUCAGAUGCACCACAUGCCUAAGGGAUCUUUGUAAUUCUGGUAAUCAUCUUAGCCUGUUCAAUCCCAUUAUAUUAGUUUUUAUUAUUAGCAUAUCAUUAUUGUCUAAAGUUAAAUAUAGUAAGUCAUUAAUGUAUUAAGAAAUUGGUAAUAUAAGGAGCAUUGGCUCCAUUCAUUUUAACAA
Anthonomus grandis grandis is the source of this 516-nucleotide messenger RNA. RefSeq lists its product as uncharacterized. The transcript is spliced from 3 exons. Lineage: Eukaryota; Metazoa; Arthropoda; Insecta; Coleoptera; Curculionidae. Gene Ontology annotation, biological process: positive regulation of voltage-gated potassium channel activity; sleep; regulation of synaptic transmission, cholinergic. The coding region runs from base 29 to 472 and encodes 147 amino acids. The record is from RefSeq and is a predicted model, not a curated record.